This is a messenger RNA of Castor canadensis (American beaver), 3114 nucleotides long. RefSeq names its product CDV3 homolog (gene Cdv3). Lineage: Eukaryota; Metazoa; Chordata; Mammalia; Rodentia; Castoridae. The record is from RefSeq and is a predicted model, not a curated record. Gene Ontology annotation, cellular component: cytoplasm.
CCCGCGGGGCUGAGGCGUCGCCGCGCCCCGGCAGCGUGAGCGCACAGCCGGCCUCGACCCCGAGCUCGGAGCCCCGUGGGCCAAACCCGCCGCCGGCCCCACCCAUCCGGGCCGAGGAGGCCGCGACCAUGGCCGAGACGGAGGAGCGGAGCCUGGACAACUUUUUUGCUAAGAGGGACAAGAAGAAGAAGAAGGAACGGAGCAGCCGGGCGGCGAGUGCCGCGGGCGCGGCGGGCAGCGCCGGCGGGAGCAGCGGAGCGGCGGGUGGCGGACCGGGCGCGGGAGCCAGGCCGGGCGACGGCGGGGCUGCAGGCUCCGGGGCCAGGCCGAGCGACGGCGGGGCCGCCAGUGCGGGGACCGCGGGCCCCGGGGCCGCCACCAAGGCGGUGACGAAGGACGAAGAUGAGUGGAAAGAAUUCGAGCAAAAAGAGGUUGACUACAGCGGACUCCGAGUUCAGGCCAUGCAAAUCAGUGAAAAGGAAGAAGAUGAUAAUGAAAAGAGAGAAGAUCCAGGCGAUAACUGGGAAGAAGGUGGAGGUGGUAGUGGUGCAGAAAAAUCUUCAGGUCCCUGGAAUAAAACAGCUCCAGUACAAGCACCUCCUGCUCCAGUAAUUGUUACAGAAACCCCAGAACCGGCAAUGCCUAGUGGUGUGUACAGGCCUCCUGGGGCCAGGCUAACCACAACAAGGAAAACACCACAAGGACCACCAGAGAUAUACAGCGAUACACAGUUCCCAUCCCUGCAGUCCACUGCCAAGCAUGUAGAAAGCCGGAAGGAUAAAGAAAUGGAGAAGAGCUUUGAAGUAGUAAGACACAAAAAUAGAGGUAGGGAUGAGGUUUCAAAAAACCAGGCCCUUAAACUUCAGCUAGACAACCAGUAUGCUGUGCUUGAAAAUCAGAAAAGCAGCCACGUACAGUACAAUUAAGGAAUGGUCUUUGCUAACCCUUCUAAGGUAACUAGACCACAGCUAACUACCACGAACAGCCAUUCAUCAUCUGACCUCUGAUGGAUCUACAGCAACCAAUGCAGACCACUCGAUUUCAGGACUGGCCCUAUUGCACUAUGGAAGUUUAAAGUGUCACAACUGCUCUUUGUGUAUACUGGAUUCAGGGGAGUUUUCAUAGUUGUAUAAACGCGUGACCUAGAUUCAGCAGUGUUUUUUUCAUAAUCGCUCUGCAAAUACAAAAAACCAAAACCUGCAGCCAGUGGUCAUUUCAAAAAUCUUUUUAUGUUCAGAUACUGAGCCUUCGUAAGGGUUGACUACCUCAGAUUUGCUGCAUUCAUUGUGGACUUCAUGUGGCUUGCACUUCUGGAUAAGAAGGUUACAAAAAUUAAAGUGUCGGUGUGAACCUUGCAACCAGCUCUACUGGAUUCCUAUCAGAAAUCUUACAGAAAGUCAGCCAUCUGGGUUCUGAUCUGCUGUAAAACAUAAAGCUUCAAGUGACCUUAAUUAACCUGUCCUGUCCCCCACCCUAAGGAAUACUCUGUAGUAGGCUGUGGCUAUGUGAGACUUCCUGGAACAUGCCGCUCUCAAAAGAACUGAUGUGUUCAGAUCAUCUGUAUAGGGCUGUGAUUUAUAAUUUAAAUUUUCAGCUUUAGUCUGAGGUAACUGAAAUUAAAUUCCACCAAACUUGGGUCCACAAAGUGGGAAAGGGGUGGGAGGGGAAACAGUCUUGUUUGAAUAAUUUUUUUAUUUGGAUAGUACUUUUUUUGUGUUCCACAUUAAGGCCUUUUUUGCUUUGACUUGGAAUAAGUUCUUUGACAGAGCGUACAGCUUGGUUAAGUAAGUAACCUGAAAUAUGCAUUAGAAUUGUGAACUGUCUUGUGAAUUUGCCAAUCCCUAGAGUGGAACCAAAUAGCCUUUGAUAUAAAGAGUAGCAGAAGGUGGAGGCUCUACUUCAGGUGCUGCUAAAGCCUCCUCUAAUCAGGUCUAAAUUGUGUAGUAGACUGCUGUGGAAGGAGUGAUGUCUGCUCAGGCAAAGAGAUUCACUGACCUGUCGUUAAAGAUUGACAGCAACGCGAGCAAAACCUCACCUUAGCACCCUCUGAAGUUCAUGAUCUUGCAUGGUCUUGAUGAGAAUUACUUGUGUACUUGUUCCCAAAUACUUAAGGUAUUGGAUGUAGCGAUCGUCCCAACUAGCUCUGUUGUCAGCCUUUGGUGUCUUCACAGUGUUCAUUUGGAAAGGCAGGGCAAGAAAAGACAGGAAAGUAUCGCUUAUGUUUUAAUAGUUACAGCGUAAACUAUCCAGUUGUAUUUAGUCCAUGAAAGAGACUUGAGGAAGUGGCUUUCCAUCUAAUGAGAGAGUGGCAGUUUUCUAGAUUUGUGUCUUUGGUUCAAUAGAAAGUCCACAGUGGUAUGUGACCACUUGACGCAGCAGAGUCUGGGUUUCUCUGGAGCCCCUUUGCCAAACACAGGAGUAUACAGGCUUGCUACUGGCAAGAGUGAAGCAAAUGGGUGAGCAUUUUCCUACAAGUUCAUCUGUGAUGAGUGUGCCAAUGCAGGAAUUGGACCCCCAGGAAGCUAGUGUUUCCUGAAGACCUGCAGCCACUUCUGGAAAUAAUGGCAUUACUGGAGGUGGCAGGUACAGUGCCUGCCUCUGAUGUACUUGGGUGUGAGGUAUUUGAGUGAGCCAGCCAGCAGCAGGUUGGAUGGUUAGGUAAGAAAUAAGGGAUUGUUGGUUAAACUGAAGAUUUCAUUUGGGAACCAAAAACCUUAAUAGGUAAUCUCCUGGACCUUGAGUCACGUACUUAAGUAUGCAUUUUUCCCACAAAAUUUUGGGGGUUGUGUUACUGAGAAAUGGAGUGAGACAAAAUGAAGGGGUUAUUUAAUGGCAUACUGUACUGGAAAUCUGAAGACCUGCAGCAGAUUUAAAUCCAACUCUUAGUAUACUAUUUUUUAAAAGAUUGUGAAAUUAUCAAAAUGCACAUGAAUCAAGUUUUAAUAUACUGUAUGAUGGGUGGAUGAGGCUGUCCAUUGUACCAUUUCUUUCUUUGGAUUCUCAGGCAUGGUUUGGCAGUGCAAGAACUCUGUAACAUUAACAAAUUCAAUAAAAUGUAAGUAUAUGGAUCAUGGAGUGUGAUAGUUUUAUUCUGAACCCUUUAUUCUAAACCCU